Messenger RNA from Cotesia congregata, 231 nucleotides. NCBI's taxonomy places the organism in Eukaryota, Metazoa, Arthropoda, Insecta, Hymenoptera, Braconidae. The record is from the annotation of a GenBank genome assembly.
AUGGAAAAUUAUUCAUUGUAUUUUCAAGGAUAUUGCUACAUUUGGUCUGAAUCUGAAGGGAGAAAAGGGUCUCAAGGAAUCUCUACUUGUCUAGACAAAUUUAUCAAUGAAGAGGUUCCAAGUGGAAUAGAGACUUUGAAUUUUUUCGUCGACAACUGUGCAGGUCACAAUAAAAAUUCAAUAGUGGUAGCGAUGUUAGGUAUCUCCUUUCAUGAACAUCCAACCCUUUAA